Molecule: messenger RNA, 3870 nt
Organism: Melitaea cinxia (Glanville fritillary)
Lineage: Eukaryota; Metazoa; Arthropoda; Insecta; Lepidoptera; Nymphalidae
Gene: SMC1
Product: structural maintenance of chromosomes protein 1A
Exons: 27
Coding region: 108-3764 (1218 amino acids)
Biological process (GO): sister chromatid cohesion
Cellular component (GO): nucleus; chromosome; cohesin complex
Molecular function (GO): ATP hydrolysis activity; protein binding; DNA binding
Source: RefSeq, a predicted model, not a curated record
UUUCGUUGUUGACUUGUAUUGUUGACGAAAAAUGUUUGGCGCGAAGGCGCCCUGAAAUUAUUGUGUGAAUUGUUGUAUUUUGCUAGGAAGUUUACAUUUCGUACAAGAUGCCUGCAUUUUUAAAGUAUAUAGAUAUGGAAAACUUUAAGUCCUAUCGGGGGCAUCACCGAAUAGGACCUCUGAAGUCUUUCACCGCCGUCGUAGGACCUAAUGGGUCAGGUAAAUCAAACUUCAUGGAUGCUGUAAGUUUUGUAAUGGGUGAAAAAACGUCUCUACUUCGUGUCAAGCGACUUAGUGAUUUGAUUCACGGUGCUUCCAUCAAUAAACCUGUAUCUAGAAGUGCAUCUGUGACAGCUACGUUUAUAUUGGAGGAUAUGACAGAAAAACAGUUUCAAAGAUCUGUUAUUGGACAAUCUUCAGAUCACAAAAUCGAUGGACAGUCGGUGUCAGUAAGCCAGUACCUUUCGGAGCUGGAAAAGCUUGGCAUCAAUGUGAAAGCUAAGAACUUCUUGGUGUUCCAAGGAGCCGUGGAGAGCAUAGCUAUGAAGAACCCUAAAGAGAGGACGGCGCUAUUUGAGGAGAUUAGUGGUUCAGGAGUCCUAAAAGAGCAAUAUGAAGCAUGCCGUGCAGAAGUGAAUCGUGCAGAUGAAGAGGCUCAGUUCUCGUACCAAAAGAAGAAAGGUGUGGCAGCGGAAAGGAAAGAGGCCAAGUUUGAGAAGGAGGAAGCCGAGAAGUACACAAGACUGAAGGAGGAAUUACAACAACAAAAAGUUGAACUUCAACUUUUCCACUUGUAUCACAAUGAGAAAGACAUCCAAGCUUCUGAAGAGGAGUUGCAGCACAAGCAGUCGGAGCUGAACAAAAUUGAGAAGAAAAGGCAAAAGGCAGAGGACGCUCUCAAGGAGAAGAAAAAGGAGGCUGGGACUGUACAGCGGGAGCUCGCUAAAAUUGAACAGGAUAUCCGCGAAGUGGAAGCAGAAAUAUCCAAGAAGCGACCUACAUUCAUCAAGGCAAAGGAGCGUGUGACACAUACCCAGAAGAAAUUAGAGAGCGCAGUGAAGACCCUUGAGCAAGCACGGAAGGCCCAUGAGGCUCACCAGGCAGAUAUCAGUAAGCUGGAGGAGGAGCUGCGGCAGGUGGAGGAGCAGAAGGCGGCGUGGGAGGCCUCCAUCCUCGGGACCUCCGCCUCGCGCGCCGACGUGCACCUGGAGGAGGCGCAGAUCCGCGAGUACGAGGAGCUGAAGAUGGAAGCGUCGCGGCAGGCGGCGCGCUACCUGCAGGAGCUGGACUCUGUCAACCGCGAGCAGAAGUCCGACCAGGACCGCCUCGACAACGAGAUGCGGCGUAAGGGCGAGCUGGAGAACAAACACCGCCAGAAGGGUCACGAGAGAAACGAGGCUAUGAAGCGCGUCGAGAAACUAAACGAACACAUUAAGAGUUCUGAAACAGCUCUGGAGGAACAGCGGAGGCUAAGAGCUGAAUUGCAGGCGGACGUGGGCUCGUGCCGCGGCCGCGCGGCGGCGCUGCAGGCGGCGCUGGAGGAGGUGGCGGCGCAGCUGGGCGACGCGCGCGUGGACAAGCACGAGGAGGCGCGCCGCCGCAAGAAGCAGGAGAUCGUCGAGAGCUUCAAGCGGGAGAUCCCCGGCGUGUACGACCGCAUGAUCAACAUGUGCCAGCCGACGCACAAGCGCUACAACGUGGCCAUCACGAAGGUGCUCGGCAAGUACAUGGAAGCCAUUGUGGUGGACACGGAGAAGACCGCACGUCGCUGCAUACAGGUGCUCAAGGAGAGGAUGCUGGAGCCCGAGACCUUCCUGCCGCUUGACUACAUACAGGCCAAGCCAUUGAGGGAGCGUCUAAGAGACAUAAAGGAGCCAAAGAACGUGAAGCUGCUGUUCGACGUGCUCCGCUUCGAGCCGGCCGCCAUCCACCGCGCCGUGCUCUUCGUCACCAACAACGCGCUGGUCUGCGAGACGCCCGAGGACGCCUCGCGCGUAGCCUACGACCUCGACCGCAACAAGAACAGCCGCUACGACGCUCUGGCGUUGGACGGUACGUUCUACCAGAAGUCCGGCAUCAUCUCCGGUGGGUCGCUCGAUCUGGCGCGGAAGGCCAAACGCUGGGACGAGAAGCAUCUCUCACAACUCAAGGCUAAAAAGGAAAAGCUGACAGAGGAGCUACGCGAGUCCAUGAAGAAGUCUCGCAAAGAGUCGGAGCUGACGACGGUGGACUCGCAGAUCCGCGGCCUCGAGUCACGCCUCAAGUACGCGCUCACUGACCGCGACGCCACCCUGAAACAAAUUAAGACUCUCGACGCGGAGAUAGCAGAGUUGGAGCACAAAAUGGAGAUGUUCGGACCGCAGAUUGAGGAGAUCGAGCGGACAAUACGCGCGCGCGACGCCAAGAUCCAGGAGAUUAAGGAGAACAUGAAUAAUGUGGAGGACGUUGUUUUCCGAGGCUUCUGUCGUGACAUUGGCGUCGCAAACAUCCGACAGUACGAGGAGCGCGAGCUGCGCGCCCAGCAGGAGCGCGCCAAGCGACGGAUGGAGUUCGAGGCUCAGAUCGACCGCAUCGCCUCCAACUUGGAGUUCGAGCGGUCGCGAGACACGCAGAAGAACGUGACGCGCUGGGAGCGCACGGCGCAGGACGGCGAGGACGAGCUGGAGGCCAGCCGCCAGGCGGAGGCCAAGCAGCGCCAGGACAUCGACCGCGAGCUGCGGCGCGCCGACGCGCUCAAGGCCGACCGCGCCGCCGCGCGCGCGCAGCAGGAGCGCGCCGACGAGGCCGUGGCCGCCGCGCGUAAGGAUGUGGCGAACAUUCAGAAGGACAUCGCGACCAUUCAGAAGCAGAUCGCGAGCAUCGAGGCGCGCAUCGAGAGCCGGCGCAGCGAGCGACACAAUAUACUGCGGCAGUGCAAGAUCGACGAUAUCAUGAUCCCGCUCUUGGAGGGAAGUCUGGAUGACACGGCGGAGGGCGAGUCCGAUCCCUCGGGCUCCAGUGCGCAGCUGCGCCGAGACUCCAGGCUCCGCGUGGACUACCGGUCGCUGGGCGAGGCGCUGAAGGAGCUGGAGGAGGCGGACGAGAUCAAGCGCAAGGCCGACAAACUGCAGAAGAGCAUCAACUCGCUGCAGGCCACCGUCGACAAGAUUCAGGCGCCCAACAUGCGGGCUAUGCAGAAACUGAACGAAGUCCGCGAGAAAGUGAACGCGACGAACGAAGCCUUCGUUGCGGCGAGGAAGCGCGCACACAAGGCUAAACUGGCCUUUGAAAAGGUGAAAAAAGAACGACACGAUAAGUUCAUGACGUGUUUCGAGCACGUCGCCAACGAAAUAGACGCUAUAUACAAGGCGCUGGCUAUGAACCAGUCGGCGCAGGCGUUCUUGGGGCCUGAAAACCCCGAGGAGCCCUAUUUGGACGGCGUCAACUACAACUGCGUGGCGCCCGGCAAGCGCUUCCAGCCCAUGUCCAACUUAAGCGGCGGCGAGAAGACCGUCGCCGCGCUGGCGCUACUCUUCGCCAUUCACAGCUUCCAGCCGGCGCCGUUCUUCCUGCUGGACGAAAUCGACGCGGCGCUGGACAACACCAACAUCGGCAAGGUGGCGUCUUUCAUCCGCUCAAAGAAGGGCCAGCUGCAGACCAUCGUCAUCUCGCUCAAGGAGGAGUUCUACGGCUGCGCGGACGCGCUCGUCGGGAUCUGCUCCGAGCCAGCUGACUGCCUCGUCAGUGACGUGAUAACUCUCAGCCUUGAAAACUAUCACGAUUAAGUGUAGCGUUUGUUAUUCCAUAGUUUUAAGUUAUUUCAUUAUCUCACUAUUCAGUGAAUAUUUUUAUGUGACUUUAAAAUAUUUAAUAAAGGUUUAAUUUUUGUAA